AUGGUUCCAAAGACACAGAGGCAGUGGGUAAUCCACGGUAGCAAUGGCUUUGACUCUCUGGAGUUUCAGAAAGAAGCCCCAGUCCCCUCGAUCGGUGACCAAGAUGUCCUGGUUCAAAUUCACGCCACCUCACUGAAUUUUCGCGACCUAGUGAUCCCUAAGGGACUCUAUCCUUUCCCACUAAAGGAUGGCAUCGUGCCUCUGAGCGAUGGAGCAGGCACCGUUGUGGCAGUCGGCUCCCGCGUAAGCCGCUUUAAUGUUGGCGAUAGAGUUGCUACUCUGGUCCACCAGCGCCACCUGGCUGGACCUCUUGAUGCCAGAGGUCGUGAAAGCGCUCUUGGAGGUCAACUCAGUGGUGUACUUCGAGAGUACGCUGCGUUUCAGGAAGAUGGCCUCGUUGCAGUUCCAAACAACUUGACGUUGAACGAGGCUGCAGCUCUGCCAUGCGCAGCAUUAACCGCCUGGAGCGCUCUAUAUGGACUCGAGGGCCGCGCUUUGAAGUCUGGUGAGAUUGUGCUCACCGAGGGUACUGGCGGUGUAAGCAGCUUUGCAGUCCAGUUUGCCAAAGCGGCUGGCGCCCGCGUCAUCGCGACCACUUCCUCAGCUGAAAAGGCAGAGCAACUCAAGAAGUUGGGAGCGGACCAUGUGAUCAACUACCAAGAGAACCCUGAAUGGGGACAGCUUGCUAAGAGCUUGACCCCCAACAACGAAGGAGUCUCUCUUGUCGUCGAGGUGGGAGGGCCGUCCACUGCUCGACAAGCUCUAGCUGCUUUGAAGUUGAACGGGCUGAUCUCUAUGGUGGGCUCUAUCAGUGCCUUCACAUCGCCUGGGAGCAACGAUACCAAAGAGCCGACAUUCCUCGAGACUGUGAUCCACACGUGCACAGUACAAGGGAUUAGUAUUGGAUCGAGGAUGCAGUUUGAGGCGAUGAAUCAUGCUAUCGAGGUAAAUGACCUUCAUCCCGUUUUGGAUGCGCGCAUCUUUAAACUGGAGGAAGCCCGCGAGGCCUAUCAGUAUGUCUGGGAUCAAAAGCAUUUUGGAAAGGUGGUUAUACAGGUGGCAUCCUAA
Fusarium keratoplasticum is the source of this 1068-nucleotide messenger RNA. RefSeq names its product PKS-ER domain-containing protein. Bases 1 to 1068 code for a protein of 355 amino acids. Lineage: Eukaryota; Fungi; Ascomycota; Sordariomycetes; Hypocreales; Nectriaceae. Gene Ontology annotation, molecular function: oxidoreductase activity. The record is from RefSeq and is a predicted model, not a curated record. The transcript has 5 exons.